CACACCAGUCCAACCUAAGCGAAUUAACGAAACCCCUCCAAUGCGGUGGCUAAGUUAUCCAGUCACAUCACGCUAUCUUCCCCAGCGUUUACUUGCUGCGAGAUUACCUCACAAUCCGACAACUAAUUAAGUUGAUCUGACAGCGUGCAUUCUCACGCGAGCCGGCCAGAUAAUCUAUAAACACAGCCGUGCUCUACACCAAUAUCUCUCACUAUACUAGCUGAUCCGUGUUGUUGCGACCUUGUGUUGUUUAGCUGAAGGGAAGCGAUAUGGCCACCGUGGAUGGGACAACGGCGAGCACCGGCGCGAAGACGGCGACUGUGGCGUCGGAGUCGGGCGGCGGCCGGUACGGGCCCCCUGCUGCACCGGCGAGCAACUCCGGCGCCCAGGUGGCGCUGCGGGCGCUGCUGUUCGCCGUGUCGCUGUCGGCGCUCGUGGUGCUGGUGACCGCCAAGCAGACGGUGAUGGUGCCCGUGGUGGUGAGGCCGCCGCAGUUCAUCCUCGCGCCGGUCCCAGCAAAGUUCACCCACUCACCGGCGCUCAUAUAUCUGCUGGCGGCGCUGUGUGCGACGUCGUUGUACAGCUUGGUUACGGCCAUCAGCUCGCUGAGGUUGCUCUCCAGCUCGGCAUGCUCUGCCAGGACGCUCUUCCUCCUCAUCCUGCUUGAUGUGUUCUACGCGGGGGUGAUGGCGUCGGCGACGGGAUCGGCGGGCGCGGUGGCGUGGGUGGGGCUGAAGGGCAACUCCCACACCCGGUGGAACAAGAUCUGCAACGUCUACGGCAACUUCUGCCGCCACAUCGGCAGCUCCACCUUCCUCGCCCUCCUCGCCUCCGCCCUCCUCCUCCUCCUCGCCUUCCUCAACGCCUACUCCCUCUAUCGCCGAACCCCCCGCUAGGCGCUAGCUCAUCCAUCCAUCCGGAUAUAUAUAUAUGUAUGUCGCCUCCCGUACGUACGUAGCUGCAGAUCGACCGAUCGACAAUUAGCCGUUCUUGCGGCUAGCUAGUGGAUUCCUGUGCCGUGUGUAUGUGCACUGCAAGUGUUGGAACACACUUUUGUGUACGUGUGUUGUGAUGUUUUUAGCGCUUUCUUUGCUGCCGGCCGGUGGCGCUUAUGUUGUACGUUCCUGCUGUCGCAUCUCUGAAAAUUCAAUCUAUCGUUUCCUCGGUUUGAUGUAA
This is a messenger RNA of Oryza brachyantha (malo sina), 1176 nucleotides long. RefSeq names its product CASP-like protein 1D1. The record is from RefSeq and is a predicted model, not a curated record. Lineage: Eukaryota; Viridiplantae; Streptophyta; Magnoliopsida; Poales; Poaceae. Bases 270 to 896 code for a protein of 208 amino acids. The transcript is spliced from 3 exons.